CGUUCUCAGAUGCUUUUCAUCUGAUCUGUACUCUCACACUCACCUGACUCGUGAAGUUACGACAGUGAGCGACCGCAACUGCUUCGCCGCGCUGCAGCGGGUGCUCUUCCUUGUAGUUUCUAUUGCUCUGUUGUUGCCUUUGUUGUCUAGGGUUUUUCCUCUUGAAUUCCAUCGUAUUUUCUUACGCGUACGGACGAUGACGUUACGGUCUGGUUUUGUGUUUUAGGGUUUCUUUCUUUACAUGCACUGUCAGAUAUUACUUUCUCGAGAUCAUUCGCGUUCUACAAAUUAAGGUUGGUGGCAUUCUCUCAGGCCUAAAUUAACAGCUCCCCAAUGGCGAAUUUAGCGAUGACGGGUAUCCUAGAGAAGAUGACAGGCAAAGAUAAAGAUUACAGAUACAUGGCAACAUCUGAUCUAUUAAACGAGUUAAACAAAGAGACUUUUAAAGCUGAUACUGAGCUGGAGACAAAACUGUCAAACAUAAUCAUACAACAGCUUGAUGAUGCAGCCGGUGAUGUUUCUGGGUUGGCUGUGAAAUGCCUUGCCCCAUUAGUGAAGAAGGUUAGUGAAACGCGGGUCGUGGAGAUGACAAAUAAACUUUGUGGCAAAUUGCUCAAUGGGAAGGAUCAGCACCGUGAUGUUGCCAGCAUAGCCUUGAAGACAGUUGUAGCUGAAGUUUCUGUGCCAUCUCUUGCUCAAUCUAUUCUCAUCACUCUUUCACCCCAAUUGAUAAAGGGGAUCACUACUGCUGGAAUGAGCACAGAGAUAAAAUGUGAGUCCCUUGAUAUUUUAUGUGACGUUCUUCACAAAUUUGGAAAUCUCAUGACGAAUGAUCACGAGCUUCUGUUAAGUGCAUUAUUAUCCCAGUUGGGUUCCAAUCAAGCCAGUGUUAGAAAGAAGACUGUGUCGUGUAUUGCCUCUCUUGCUUCUAGCUUAUCAGACGAUUUGUUGGCGAAGGCAACAACUGAGGUUGUUAGAAGCUUGAGAAUUAAAAGUACCAAAGCAGAAAUUACACGCACAAAUAUCCAAAUGAUUGGUGCUUUGAGCCGUGCAGUUGGAUAUCGUUUUGGACCUCAUCUUGGGGACACUGUUCCCGUGCUUAUCAAUUAUUGCACAAGUGCUUCUGAAAGUGAUGAAGAGCUUCGUGAGUACAGUUUACAGGCUCUUGAAAGUUUUCUUCUAAGGUGCCCCAGGGAUAUUUCGUCCUAUUGUGAUAACGUUCUUUAUCUUACCUUGGAGUAUUUAAGUUAUGACCCAAAUUUUACUGAUAAUAUGGAAGAAGAUACUGAUGAUGAGAUUCAUGAAGAAGAGGAAGAAGAUGAAAGUGCCAAUGAAUAUACAGAUGAUGAAGAUCUCAGCUGGAAAGUCCGACGAGCAGCUGCUAAAUGCUUAUCAGCAUUAAUUGUAUCACGACCAGAGAUGCUUUCAAGACUAUAUGAAGAGGCUUGUCCAAAAUUGAUCGAUAGAUUUAAAGAGAGGGAAGAAAAUGUCAAGAUGGAUGUAUUUAGUACUUUUAUUGAACUGUUGCGCCAAACUGGAAAUGUAACAAAAGGGCAGGUUGACAUGAAUGAAUUAAGUCCAAGGUGGUUGUUAAAUCAAGAAGUGCCAAAGAUUGUGAAAUCUAUAAAUAGGCAGCUACGGGAGAAAUCUAUCAAGACAAAGGUUGGUGCCUUUUCUGUCUUGAAAGAGCUUGUGGUUGUCUUGCCCGAUUGUCUUGCUGAUCACAUAGGAUCGCUCAUUCCAGGAAUUGAAAAAGCAUUAAGUGAUAAAUCAUCAACCUCAAAUUUGAAGAUAGAAGCUCUUAUUUUCACUAGAUUGGUGUUGGCUUCAAAUUCUCCUUCGGUUUUCCAUCCUUAUAUCAAGGAUCUCUCAAGUCCUGUUUUGUCUGCUGUUGGAGAGCGUUAUUACAAGGUUACUGCUGAAGCAUUGAGGGUAUGUGGGGAACUCGUUCGGGUUGUUCGUCCUGGUAUUGAGGGGCAAGGUUUUGACUUCAAACAAUACGUUCAUCCUAUAUAUAAUGCUAUAAUGUCACGCCUGACUAAUCAAGAUCAAGAUCAGGAAGUCAAGGAGUGUGCCAUCUCUUGCAUGGGGCUUGUUGUGUCUACAUUUGGUGACAACCUCAAAGCCGAGUUAGCAACCUGCCUUCCAGUUCUUGUUGAUCGGAUGGGAAAUGAGAUUACCCGGCUUACAGCUGUUAAGGCAUUUGCUGUCAUUGCUGCUUCUCCGCUUCAAAUAGACCUGUCAUGUGUUUUAGAGCAUGUCAUAUCAGAGUUGACAGCGUUUCUCCGUAAGGCCAAUCGGUCAUUGAGACAGGCAACUCUGGGGACUCUAAAUUCACUUAUAGCUGCUUAUGGCGAUAAAAUUGGCCCUUCAGCAUACGAAGUCAUUAUUGUGGAACUUUCAACUUUGAUAAGUGAUUCAGACUUGCAUAUGACAGCUCUUGCAUUGGAGUUAUGCUGUACCUUGAUGGCUGACAGGAGGUCUAGCUCAAGUAUUGGUUUGGCCGUUCGGAACAAAGUCCUUCCUCAGGCACUUCUGCUAAUCAAAAGUUCACUCCUGCAGGGGCAGGCACUUGUGGCUUUACAGAGCUUUUUUGCUGCAUUGGUCUCUUCUGCAAAUACCAGCUUUGAUGCCUUGCUGGACUCUCUUCUUUCAUGUGCCAAACCAUCACCUCAAUCGGGUGGUGUCGCAAAACAAGCUUUAUUUUCGAUAGCCCAAUGUGUUGCUGUUUUGUGUCUUGCCGCUGGUGAUCAAAAGUAUUCUUCAACAGUAAAAAUGCUAACAGAAAUUCUGAAAGAUGAUAGCAGUACGAAUUCUGCUAAGCAGCACCUUGCUUUACUCUGUCUUGGGGAGAUCGGGAGAAGGAAGGACUUGAGCGCACAUGCUCACAUAGAGAAUAUUGUUAUUGAGUCAUUUCAAUCUCCCUUUGAAGAGAUCAAGUCUGCUGCCUCCUAUGCUCUGGGUAAUAUUGCUGUUGGUAAUUUAUCCAAAUAUUUGCCUUUUAUAUUGGACCAGAUUGAUAAUCAGCAGAAGAAACAAUAUCUCUUGCUUCAUUCACUGAAGGAGGUGAUAGUUAGGCAAUCUGUGGAUAAAGCAGAGUUUCAAGACUCAAGUGUUGAGAAGAUACUUAAUCUACUCUUUAAUCAUUGCGAAAGUGAGGAAGAGGGAGUCAGGAAUGUUGUAGCUGAGUGCCUCGGUAAAAUUGCUCUUAUUGAACCUGGAAAACUUGUUCCUGCUCUCAAGGUAAGGACAACAAGUCCAGCGGCAUUCACUAGAGCAACUGUUGUAAUUGCAGUCAAGUAUUCCAUAGUUGAGCGACCUGAGAAGAUAGACGAGAUUAUAUACCCUGAGAUUGCGUCAUUCCUGAUGCUUAUAAAGGAUCAUGAUCGUCAUGUUAGACGUGCUGCUGUCUUGGCCUUGAGUACAUUUGCCCACAAUAAGCCUAACCUUGUAAAGGGGCUUCUUUCUGAGUUAUUGCCGCUUCUUUAUGAUCAAACAAUUGUGAAGCAAGAAUUGAUAAGAACAGUUGAUCUCGGUCCCUUUAAGCAUGUUGUGGAUGAUGGGCUUGAGUUGCGGAAGGCUGCUUUCGAAUGUGUGGAUACAUUGCUAGAUAGUUGUCUCGACCAAGUGAACCCAUCAUCUUUCAUUGUUCCUUAUCUUAAAUCUGGUUUGGAUGAUCACUACGAUGUUAAAAUGCCAUGCCAUCUGAUUCUAUCAAAACUUGCUGAUAAGUGCCCAUCAGCUGUAUUAGCAGUUUUGGACUCUCUGGUUGAUCCUCUUCAAAAGACUAUAAACUUCAAGCCAAAGCAAGAUGCUGUUAAACAAGAAGUAGAUCGUAAUGAGGACAUGAUUCGCAGUGCUCUACGGGCAAUAGCAUCUCUAAAUCGCAUAAGUGGAGGAGAUUGCAGCCUUAAGUUCAAAAAUCUUAUGAAUGAAAUUUCUAAAUCUCCAGCUCUCUCGGAGAAAUACUACUCGAUCCGAAAUGAGUGAAAGAAGACGGAAUGAUGAGGCGUCAUUGUGUAAUAUUGAAGUUUAAAGUAAUGAGGAAGAUUAUGUUGUCAUUUUGGUUUCUGCAGCAUAAGCCUUCUUCAGUAAGAUGACACUAUCGGUUUGAAGAUAGUGAAAGAGCUUCUAGUCACGUGGGGAUAUAAGGUCGGUUGGAGGUUGAGGAAGUAACCAUCGAGAAUAGAAAUGGAGGGAAACAUGCAUGUUAUUAUUUUGGGCAAUAUUACAAAUUCUCUUUUCUUUUCUUUUUUUUCUUUUUUCUUUUUCUGGUGUAUCCUGUCAUUGGUUCCGAGUCCUGGUUAUCUCACUUGACCAUAUGAAAUCAUAUGUCGGCAGACCUUCCAAUAAAGAAAAAAUUAACUUUACCCCCUUCAAGGGUGGGUGGCAAAAUGAAGGAACACACCACAUCUUGCUUGGUUGGAUUGGAUACACAAUUUGGUUUUGUGAUAUAGGUAGGUAAAAUGUCGAUGUCUACUGUAUUAGACAACAGACAUGAUGAUGGAUGCUGUUGAUGCUUUGUGAUUGAUCGUUUUGUUAUUGAACUCUGGUGUGAAUUGUGAUUACAGAAUUAUAAUCGGUGAAAGAAGUGAAUUUUCUGGU
Messenger RNA from Cucurbita moschata (crookneck pumpkin), 4605 nucleotides. RefSeq names its product cullin-associated NEDD8-dissociated protein 1. The record is from RefSeq and is a predicted model, not a curated record. NCBI's taxonomy places the organism in Eukaryota, Viridiplantae, Streptophyta, Magnoliopsida, Cucurbitales, Cucurbitaceae. Gene Ontology annotation, biological process: SCF complex assembly; protein ubiquitination. Gene Ontology annotation, cellular component: nucleus. The coding region runs from base 334 to 3990 and encodes 1218 amino acids. The transcript has 30 exons.